Molecule: messenger RNA, 1728 nt
Organism: Odobenus rosmarus divergens (Pacific walrus)
Lineage: Eukaryota; Metazoa; Chordata; Mammalia; Carnivora; Odobenidae
Gene: CRPPA
Product: isoprenoid synthase domain containing
Exons: 10
Coding region: 1-1728 (575 amino acids)
Biological process (GO): isoprenoid biosynthetic process; protein O-linked glycosylation via mannose
Cellular component (GO): cytosol
Molecular function (GO): D-ribitol-5-phosphate cytidylyltransferase activity
Source: RefSeq, a predicted model, not a curated record
AUGUCUUUAAGGGGAGAGGGACUGGAGGGCGUCCUGACCGCUACAGCCUCCGCACAGCUGUCAAGUUUAAUGGGACCCGUAGAUAUGUACGGAGGGCUGACGCUUCCCCCCGAGGCGACUGCGGGGCCCGCCAGAGCAGCGAGGAGGCGCGGAACUCAGGCCUGCCGGGGGCGCUGGGCUCGGUGUAGAGGCCGAGGACGCGACGAGAAGCAGCUCGGCGGCUGGAGCGUCCCCUGGGGACACGCCGCGGCCUGGCCCUUGCUGCUCCGCAAGGUCGCCGUCCGCCCUCACCCGCCCUUCCUCCUUUCCCCCCUAUCCCAGCCGAGGUCCCGAGCAGCCGCGGGGCGCUUGGGCCCAGGGCGAGCCAGGCCUGCCGCGCCGCCCGCCGCCAUGGAGCCCAGGCCCGCCGCACCGGGGCCUUGUCCCGGCGACUCGCGCGGCGCGGAACAAGCGGCCGCGGCCUUUUCGCUGAACCCUGCCGAGGCCCAGCCCCGGCGCCGCGCUCCCGCCGUGGCUGCCGUGUUGCCGGCUGGGGGAAGCGGGGAGAGGAUGGGCGUCCCCACCCCGAAGCAGUUCUGUCCCAUCCUGGAGAGGCCGCUCAUCAGCUACACCCUGCAGGCCUUGGAGAGAGUAUGUUGGAUAAAGGACAUUGUUGUAGCAGUAACAGGAGAGAACAUGGAAGCAAUGAAGCGUAUUAUUCAGAAGUACCAGCAUCAGCGAAUCUCCCUGGUUGAAGCUGGAGUGACCCGCCACAGGUCAAUUUUCAAUGGACUAAAAGCCCUGGCAGAGGACCAGCCUGACUCUAAACUCUCUAAGCCAGAAGUUGUGAUAAUCCAUGAUGCUGUGAGACCGUUUGUCGAGGAAGAUGUCCUUCUUAAAGUUGUCACAGCUGCUAAGGAACAUGGGGCAGCAGGAGCAAUUCGACCUCUUGUGUCCACUGUAAUCAGUCCAUCUGCUGAUGGUUGCUUAGACCAUUCACUAGAACGUGCCAGACACAGAGCAAGUGAAAUGCCACAGGCUUUUCUAUUUGAUGUGAUCUAUGAAGCAUAUCAGCAGUGUAGUGACUAUGACUUGGAAUUUGGAACCGAGUGUUUGCAGUUGGCUCUAAAAUACGGUCACAUUAAUGCCAAACUUGUGGAAGGAUCACCUGACCUCUGGAAGGUGACCUACAAACGAGAUCUGUAUGCAGCGGAAUCGAUUAUUAAGGAAAGAAUUUCACAACACAUUUGCAUAGUUAUGGACACAAAAGAAGAUGAGAAUCAUGUAGGUCAUCAUCUUGAAGAAAUACUAAAAAAUGAAUUAAAUCAUGUAAAAGUCACCUCUGGAGCUCUGUGUCCUGCUGGCAGAGAUCUUGAGCAAAUCAUCUUAGAGCAAUGCUACAAUUACGUUUGUGUGAAUGUUAUGUCCUCUGAUUUUGAGGAAACCCGGAAAUUAUUGAACAUGCUUGAAGAGAGUAAUCUAUCCAUUUUAUAUCCUAUUGUUGUUAUUUCAGUAUAUUUUCUUGAUUAUAAAUCAGUACCUUUUGAUGAGAAAAUGGAAAGUCUAAUACAGAUCAGGGAAUAUGCAAAGGAAGUGAAAAAAAGAAAUAUUUUAUUAUCUGGUCUUCUUAUAUAUUUCCCACAGGAUGAGCAGAAGCUACAGGCAAGUUUAAGGCAAGGAGUCACAAUUAUUGCCACCUUAAUCAAAGAAAGAAAUUCUGGACUUGUUGGUCAGCUACUGGUAGCAUGA